This is a messenger RNA of Aspergillus eucalypticola CBS 122712, 1634 nucleotides long. Its product is annotated as glycoside hydrolase family 7 protein. Gene Ontology annotation, molecular function: hydrolase activity, hydrolyzing O-glycosyl compounds. Lineage: Eukaryota; Fungi; Ascomycota; Eurotiomycetes; Eurotiales; Aspergillaceae. Bases 190 to 1548 code for a protein of 452 amino acids. Gene Ontology annotation, biological process: carbohydrate metabolic process. The transcript is spliced from 4 exons. The record is from RefSeq and is a predicted model, not a curated record.
UCCGCUGCACCGGCAAAAAUGGGAGACCCUAUUCUUCCGGAUCGCAAGAGGGUAUGAGACCGAAUGCUGGCUGAGAUGUUAUAAAUGGGAAGGUUAUCCCACUGUACAGCUUGGAAAUCACAUCUGCCGGACAGACAACAGAAUCACUGAAAGAAGGAGACGACUCGAGUCUGAAACAAUCUCAUUGCAAUGCAUCAACGCGCCCUUCUCUUUUCGGCCCUGCUGACGGCCGUUCGUGCCCAGCAAGCCGGAACGCUCACGGAGGAAGUCCAUCCUUCCUUGACCUGGCAGAAGUGCACUUCUGAAGGCAGUUGCACGGAACAGAGUGGCUCGGUUGUCAUCGACUCAAACUGGCGCUGGACCCAUUCUGUCGAUGAUAGCACCAAUUGCUACACUGGAAACACCUGGGAUUCAACUCUCUGCCCUGACGAUGAAACCUGUGCGACCAACUGCGCCCUGGACGGAGCAGACUACGAGUCCACCUACGGUAUCACCACUGACGGUGAUUCAUUGACACUGAAAUUCGUCACUGGUUCCAAUGUUGGCUCGCGUGUGUAUCUCAUGGACACGAGUGACGAGAAAUACCAGACGUUCGACUUGCUUGACGCAGAGUUCACUUUCGACGUCGAUGUGUCUAACCUCCCAUGUGGAUUGAAUGGCGCGCUGUACUUCACUGCAAUGGACGCCGAUGGUGGCACCUCAAGGUACCCUGCAAACAAGGCCGGAGCCAAGUACGGAACAGGAUACUGUGACUCCCAAUGUCCGCGAGACCUAAAGUUCAUCAACGGAGAAGCCAACGUCGAUGGCUGGGAACCUUCUAGCAACAAUGACAACACAGGUAUCGGCAACCACGGUUCUUGCUGCCCUGAAAUGGAUAUCUGGGAAGCCAAUAAGAUCUCGACCGCAUUGACACCCCAUCCCUGCGACAGCAGCAGCCAGACCAUGUGUGAGGGUAACAACUGCGGUGGAACCUACUCGGAUGAUCGCUACGCAGGAACCUGCGACCCUGACGGCUGCGACUUCAACCCCUAUCGCAUGGGCAACGAAUCUUUCUACGGUGCUGGCAAGAUCGUUGACACCGGUUCCAAGAUGACCGUUGUGACCCAGUUCAUCACUGAUGGCUCCAGCUCCCUCAGCGAGAUCAAGCGUUACUACGUGCAGAACGGGAACGUUAUUGCGAACGCCGAGUCCAGCAUCUCUGGAGUGACUGGAAACUCGAUCACAACGGACUUCUGCACUGCGCAGAAAAAGGCCUUUGGCGACGACGAUGUGUUCGCUGCGCAUAAUGGGCUUGCUGGGAUCAGUGAUGCCAUGUCUUCCAUGGUUCUGAUCCUGAGCUUGUGGGAUGAUUACUAUGCCAGCAUGGAGUGGCUCGACAGUGACUAUCCCGAGAACGCUACCGCUACCGACCCAGGUGUUGCACGCGGAACAUGCGACUCGGAGUCGGGCGUCCCCGCCACAGUCGAGGGAGCGCACCCUGAUGCUUCGGUGACUUUUUCGAACAUCAAGUUCGGUCCCAUCAACUCGACCUUCAGCGCUUCCGCAUAAGCCGAAGCGCUGGGCUCAGAGCCUCAACUGCACCACCAUGCCGGACAUGACAGGACAGGUUCCUGGAAUGGGAUAUGGGAGGGUCG